AUGGCUCCUACAAAGCAGAUGACCCACAUAACCAAGGGUGGUAAAGCACUGAGGAACCAAGUAGCUACCAAAGCUGCUUACAAAAGUGCACCCUUUACUGGAAGGGUGAAGAAACCUCAUCGUUACAGGCCUGGUACCAUGGCACUUUGUGAAAUUAGAUGUUAUCAGAAGCCCAACAAACUUCUGAUUUAUAAACUUCCCUUCCAGCAUCUGGUGCAAGAAAUUGUUCAGGACUUUGAACAGAUAUGCACUUCAAGAGCACAGCUGCUGGUGCUUUGCAGGAGCCAAAUGAAACCUAUCUGGUUGGCCUUAUUGAAGAAACCAACCUGUGCACCAUCCAAGCGAAAAGUGUAA
This is a messenger RNA of Pteronotus mesoamericanus, 354 nucleotides long. RefSeq names its product histone H3, embryonic-like. Lineage: Eukaryota; Metazoa; Chordata; Mammalia; Chiroptera; Mormoopidae. The record is from RefSeq and is a predicted model, not a curated record. Gene Ontology annotation, cellular component: nucleosome; nucleus. Gene Ontology annotation, molecular function: protein heterodimerization activity; DNA binding; structural constituent of chromatin. The transcript has a single exon. The coding region runs from base 1 to 354 and encodes 117 amino acids.